ACCCAACAAAGCUGUAUUAUAACUUGCAACAACAGCUAUGGCCGACGGAAGCGGUGAUUUUAGACAAUGUUCGCCAUUCCAAACAGACUUCUCCACGAACGAGCGCUCCCAAUCAGCUUACACUCCCCUCCAUACUUUUGACCUUCCAAGAGGCGCAGACAAACACUACCAGCAACAAUAUGCGGACAUGUACUUCCUGCGGCUGGCUCAGCUGAAGCCGGCCGUUGAGGAACAAGCGGAAGAGGCCUGGGGCAGCAUGAAGAUUGGAUCAGACACCCCGCAGCAUGUGGACCGAGUCCUUGAUGUACGACAAGGCAUACCUAGCUGGGUUGUUGGAACUGUCUUUGUUGAUAUGCCUCUGAAACCAAACGUCCUAGACGAUAUCUCUAAAGACCACUGGAUAUCAGCGCCCCCAACCCGUGAAAGAUACACCACCGAUGGCAAGCUUGAUAUGAUGAUUGAGGAUGAGUCUGGACGAUUGAAAAUUAUUGGCGAUGGUCUUGACACCCUUGGCCUUGUUACGGGCUGUGUGAUUGCGAUUCUGGGCCACGAAAACAUCGACGGGGUCUUCAAUGUUAUUGACACCAAAUACGCGGAUUUACCCCGACAGCCCGAGAGAUGGGAAAAGGAUGAAGCGAGCCUAGCUUUGUCAGGAGGAAAAGUCAAGCAAAAGAGACCAAGGGCCGACAGAGUUGCUAUAAUCAGUGGGCUAGAAAUUUCCGGGGACUCUGGCAACGAUCUAGCCCUUGUUAUGCUUACGGAAUACCUAAUAGGAGAGAGCUCGCACCCAUCAAGACCAGACGGAAGCAAGAAGAUCAGUCGUCUCAUAGUUGCUGGUGGCAGCUUGGCUCACUCUUCUCCAAUACCGUCUCGUGAAGAGGUUGUCGCAAAGAAAGGUCACAAAAAGUAUGGAUACGAUUCUGCUGCAUACGAUGCCUCUCCCACAGCACGCUUAGACACGUUUCUAAGUGAUAUUCUACCAACUCUCCCAGUCACUCUACUCCCCGGUGUUACAGAUCCUGCCAGCGUAGCCAUUCCACAACAGCCUUUACAUGCUGCUCUAUUUCCUCAAAGUCGCGCCCUGGCGAACUCGCCUGCAUUGAAAAAUGACCCACAUCUCGGCUUCGACAGCGUUUCCAAUCCAUGGGAGGGCGAUAUCGAUGGGUGGAGAUUUCUAGGUACUGGAGGUCAAACUGUUACAGAUGUGCAAAAAUACUUGGAUGUCGAUUCCACACUCGACAUUAUGGAUGCGAUGCUGAGGUGGAGGUGCAUCGCACCGACUGCUCCAGAUACACUGUGGUGUUAUCCUUUCCAAGAAGAUGACCCUCUGCUUGUGAAAGAAUGUCCUCAUGUCUACUUCGCGGGCAAUAUGCCGAAAUUCGACUUCAGAACAGAGACAGGUCCACUCGAACAAACCGUCACCUUGAUCUCCGUUCCAAAAUAUUCCGAGACUGGGAUUAUAGUGUUCCUAGACAUGGAGACACUAGAGGUAACUCACAUCGAGCUCGGGGUAGGCAAUCCAAAGCCUUGAUACUGUACGUUACAGGGUUUGAUAUAGCGAUGAUUUACGAUCGUGGGUAAGAGUGAGAGAGUCAAUAUACCUGGUCCUUUCUGCGACUUAUUUUGCGGCGUCUACCAUCCUAGGCUGAGGAGUGUCCACAGUGCUUUAGCUAUUCUGCUUCCAUCUGAAUACUGUAAAAGCGUGGUGGCUGCACCGGCGUGUAGCAUAUAAAAGACAGUUUAACGCGGUUCAACUUCUUCAAAUGCACUCGGUAUCGGUGU
Molecule: messenger RNA, 1782 nt
Organism: Mytilinidion resinicola
Lineage: Eukaryota; Fungi; Ascomycota; Dothideomycetes; Mytilinidiales; Mytilinidiaceae
Product: DNA polymeras-like protein subunit delta-2
Exons: 5
Coding region: 38-1531 (497 amino acids)
Biological process (GO): DNA replication; DNA strand elongation involved in DNA replication
Cellular component (GO): delta DNA polymerase complex
Molecular function (GO): DNA binding
Source: RefSeq, a predicted model, not a curated record